AUGCCCUCCCCGACAGAUCCAGAGCCAUCAACGGCGUCAUCAGACACGAAACAACCCAAACCUGCUAAGCCUCAACCUGCCAACGGCGAGAAAGCAAAUGUCGGCGGAGAAAAAGGUAAAUCAGCUAAAGAUUUGAAGAAGGAAAAGCGAGCAGCUGCAGUCGCAGCUCGAGCCGUCUCAGACAAUCCAGCAGACAGUGGAAGACCAUCUUUAUCAACUCAAAAUUCAGCUGACGGCCGACAAGGCGGUUCCAAUCAAUCACAACAUGGACACAGUCAUAAUACAAACAAUAAUGCAGCUGGAUCAACAACAGGUGGCGGUGGUGCUGGUCCAAGUAUACCUAAAAGACCUGUACAUUUCAGCGAACCUUCAGCAUUAUCCCUAUCUACCAUUCAACAAAACCUUUUCUUUUCGCAUUUACCACAUCAAGAAACACCAGAUACGGCAACUGCUUUAAGAACAGGUAAAAUACAUCCUUUGAUCAUUCGAUUAGGUGUAUUGAUGUCAAGUGGGACAUUGAGAGGUGCAAAUGCUAGAACGAUGGGGAUGAUGGCUGCAUUCAGAGAAGUUAUCAGGGAUUAUGAAUGUCCUGAUCAAGCUGUAUUAUGGAAAGAUUUACCUAUCUACCUAAGUCCUAUGAUUGCUUGGUUGGAAGGAUGUAGACCCAAAGGUGUAGGUGGCGGUAAUGCUAUUAGAUGGUUGAAGUCUGAGAUUAACAGAUUAGGUGAACAAGGUGAUAGGUCAGAAGCAGAGCAAAGAGACUAUUUGCUAGAAGCGAUAGGUUUGUACCUUCGAGAUAGGAUAGAAUUUGCCGACAAAGUCAUCGCGGAUCACGCCAAAGAGAAGAUCAAGAAUGGAGAUACUGUAGUGACUUAUGCGAGAUCAUCCGUUGUGGAAAGAGUUUUGCUCGAAGCUUGGAGAGAUAUGAAAGCUGCUGAUCCCGAAGCGGGAUUCAAGGUCAUCGUGGUGGAUUCAAGGCCACUGCUGGAGGGACGGCAAUUCCUCGAAGCACUCUCGUCAGCCGGUUUAUCAUGUACCUACAUCUUUCUUCCACUUUUAUCGUCGAUUCUUCCUCAGGCAGAUUUGGUCUUAUUGGGUGGAUCUGCCUUGCAUUCCGAUGGAGCGUUAUAUUCAAGAUCUGGAACUGCUCUCGUAGCUAUGUUGGCUAAAGAACAUCGUGUUCCAGUAGUGGCCUGUGUGGAAACCUAUAAGUUUGGUGAAAAGGUGGUUUUGGAUGGUGUCGCCACCAACGAGCUGGGAAGGACAGAAGGUUUAUUAGAUCUACCCUGUGGGAAGAAUUUCGGACUAAACAAAAAAGAAAGUGACAAUCCGAAAACAGGAGGAGGCAGAAAUAACUUGACGCCUUUACAUCUCGUUUAUGACGUGACUCCACCUUCCCUUAUCACCGCUGUUUGUACCGAGAUCGGUUUCAUCCCUCCAAGCUCAGUACCCACUGUUUUAGGUAAAGCGAGUAACGUGGUAUAA
This is a messenger RNA of Kwoniella shivajii, 1485 nucleotides long. RefSeq lists its product as uncharacterized. The record is from RefSeq and is a predicted model, not a curated record. The transcript is spliced from 6 exons. Bases 1 to 1485 code for a protein of 494 amino acids. Lineage: Eukaryota; Fungi; Basidiomycota; Tremellomycetes; Tremellales; Cryptococcaceae.